AUGUACCUGUCGGACGACGGCGACGUGCUGGACCUCACUGGUAACCAGCUCAAGGACCUCGCCGGCAUUCCCCUCCCACCGACUCUUACCGAUCUGGACCUCACCACCAACCGCCUCGCCGCGCUGGACCCUCGGAUCGGCGGCUUGGAGCGGCUGGAGAAGCUGUCGUUCCGACAGAACCUUAUAACGGAUGCCGCUGGAGCGGGGCUGAAAGAUCUGACCCGGCUGACGUCACUCAAAGUAAGGAGCGACCCGUCCAAAGGAGGUGCCUCGUGGCUCAUUCUUCCCUCCUGCUCCCUCCUCCACCCCCGUUAUAAUCACAUCCACCAAUCCAUGCCUCGCUCCCCACUCUCGCACCCUGCCAACCAGCCCCCCUGCCCUGACGCACUCGUGCUGUGCGGAGAGACACCCCUUUCAACGCGGCGCUACCUGCUCUGCUCCUCUCCGCCCUUCCUGCACCUCCUGCUCGCUGAAUCCCUGAAUCAUUUUGAUGCCCAUUCCCCGCGUUCGCCGUCCGCUCCCCCACUGCCCCACUUUCCCCCCAUCCCCGCUGCCCCAUUCCCCCGUUGCCCCAACCCCCCGCUGCCCCGGGAGCUACUGCUGAGAUGCCGCCUCCAUGAUCCAUCUUUCCCUCUCCUCCCUCUCCCCCCGCCCCCCAUUCCCUCAUCCACCCAUCCCCCAUCCACCCGCGCCCCCCACCUUCCAAGAGCUCGUGCUGUGCUGUGGGACAUCCUCGUGAAGAAGGUGCCCCUCGUGUCGGCCCUAUCACAUCCACGACCUGCCGCCCCUCGCACCCUCCUACCCUCCCACCCCUCUCACCUCUCUCACCCUCUCACCCUCUCACCCCUCUCACCCUCUCACCCUCUCACCCUCUCACCCCUCUCUUACCCUUCUAUCCUCCCACCCGCCUCAGCUCUCAAGGCGCGCUGCGUCUCCCCCCUACCACCCCCCUCACUGCUCGACCUCUCCUAUAAUCACAUCAACGCCUUGCCACCCCACUCACCCCUCUCACCCCCUCCCUCCCCUCCUUCUCUUCUCUCUCAUCCACCCACUCCCGCCACCCGUCAGGAGCUCGUGCUGCGCGACAACCUCUUGAAGAAGGAGCUUGUGUUGCGGGACAAUCUUCUAAAGAAGGUGCCCCUCGUUUCCCCCCUCACCGCCCUCUCGCUGCUCGACCUCUCCUACAAUCACAUCCACGGCAUGGCUCCCCUCGCCUCCUCCGCCCUCCCCGCUCUGCGCGAGCUGUAUCUGGCGAACAACCGCAUCGGGCACAUUGAGGCGCUCGAGGGGUUCACUCAGCUGAGGCUGCUGGAGCUGGGGUCGAAUAAGAUCCGGGAGAUGGAGAAUUUAUCGCACCUGUCGGCCCUGGAGGAGCUGUGGGUGGGGCGCAACAAGAUACGGGAGGUGCGCGUGGAUGGGCUGUCAGCGCUGGUGAAGAUCAGCGUGCAGAGCAACCGCCUCACGUGCAUGCGUGGGUUCGAGACGUGCACGCGGCUGCAGGAGCUGUAUCUGAGCAACAACGGCAUUACUGUGAUGGAGGGGCUGGAGGCGCUCACCAACCUGCGCAUCCUGGACCUUGCUGCUAAUGCCAUCACUCAUGUGCAAGGCCUGGACACACUCACCAGCCUGGAAGACCUGUGGUUGAACGACAACCGCAUUGAGUCACUCGCGCAGCUCAUGGCCGCUCUGCAGGUGCUUCAUGCACUCACUGCAUCCGCCCGCAUGCCCUCAUGCGCCACUGCCCCUUGCCCUCAUCCCUCACCCCAUGGCCCCACCAGUUUGGAGGAUCUCUGGCUGAACGACAACCGCAUCGAGUCACUCGCGCAGCUCAUGGCCGCUCUGCAGGUGCUUCCUGCACUCACUGCAUCCGCCCGCAUGCCCUCAUGCGCCACUGCCCCUUGCCCUCAUCCCUCACCCCAUGGCCCCACCAGUUUGGAGGAUCUCUGGCUGAACGACAACCGCAUUGAGUCGCUCUCACAGCUCAUGGCCUCCCUGCAUGUGCUUCCCGCACUCACCACCUGCACUCACUGCAUCAGCCCCCAUUCCCCCAUCCAUCACCCCAUGGCCCCGUGCAGUCUGGAGGACCUGUGGCUGAACGACAACCGCAUCGAGUCGCUCGCGCAGCUCAUGGCUGCGCUGGACGGCCCCAAGGCAUCGCUCGUCACUCUCUACCUCGAGCGCAACCCCUGUGCCAAGGAGGCAGGGUACAUAGAGACUCUCGCCAUGAUGCUGCCCAGGGCAGAGGAGAUCGACUCCAAGCCCAUUGAGACCGCAAGCCAAGCCCCCUCCUCUCCUCAUCCCCUUCCCCCCUCUCCUUGA
Closterium sp. Naga37s-1 is the source of this 2319-nucleotide messenger RNA. The record is from the annotation of a GenBank genome assembly. NCBI's taxonomy places the organism in Eukaryota, Viridiplantae, Streptophyta, Zygnematophyceae, Desmidiales, Closteriaceae.